Molecule: messenger RNA, 408 nt
Organism: Effrenium voratum
Lineage: Eukaryota; Dinophyceae; Suessiales; Symbiodiniaceae
Source: the annotation of a GenBank genome assembly
AUGCUCCAUGAGUAUAAGCCAUGGAAACUUCGUGACGGGCUGCCGACAAGCAGCCGCAAUUUGGUGAUUUCUGCAGGCAUGGGCACUACCGGCACACAUGGUGUUAUGACAGCGCUGGAAAACCUCGGAAUGCACGGAUACCACUGGCAAAACUCCCGAGCUUCAGCCAAUGAGCAUGCUAACAAGAGCAAGCUUCCCGACUUUGUUGUCCCACUCUUGGACAAGCUCGGGUCGAAUGUAUCCUUCAAUGAGUGCUAUAAAACUGUAGAGAGCUUUGACUUCAGCCAACUUCCUUCGAACGUUGACUACGUCAGCGACUCGCCCUUCACGGAGAUGUUCCUGGACCUCUACAUGCAGUUCCCAGGUGCCAAGGUGGUGCUGACCACCAGGCACCAGGCCCAGCCUUGA